Messenger RNA from Pleurotus ostreatus (oyster mushroom), 405 nucleotides. RefSeq lists its product as uncharacterized. Bases 1 to 405 code for a protein of 134 amino acids. The record is from RefSeq and is a predicted model, not a curated record. The transcript is spliced from 4 exons. Lineage: Eukaryota; Fungi; Basidiomycota; Agaricomycetes; Agaricales; Pleurotaceae.
AUGUCUUUAGGAGAAGCCGACGCAAAGUUUCCUGAGUCCGCCACAAACGGGUUGCCGCCGUCUCCAACGAGAGAGAACCCCGGACAGGUCUUUCCCAAGUCCGACCCUAGCCCAGCGCCGCCCGCACGGGAACCAAUCGUCGGAAACGACCAAUUUACAGGCAAUCCAUUCCUUAUCAGAUCCGCCUUGCAGAAGUUAGACCAGGCGAUUGGUGAAGUCGUUGAUAUGCUAGAGAAUGAAGGACAGGCAGUCGGCGGAUCAGCUGAGGAGGAUACGUUCGUGCACAAAUUGAAGAGCUGGAAAAUGGAAUUGGAAAAGUUGCGAGGGAAUCACCGUAGCGGCGGAAGCCAUCAAGAGGCAGUGUCAGCCCCGCCCGAGACGGAAGGCGGUAUGUUCACCGAUUAA